AUAUCGCUGUAAUCAUCCCCCCCACCACCAUCUAACAUUCUCUUAAUAUUAUCCAAAUAUUCCUUCCAUUUCACCCUCGCACUUCUUUUUUCUGCCCACACACUAAACUAUGUGCAGACGGAUUUUCUUUGCUUUUUUAUUAUUCUUGUGUGUGUCGUAUUGCGGUGAGGCACAGACGACCCCUCAUGCUCCUGCACCGGCACCCAAGUUCACCAAUGUGUCUCCGGCACCCUCAAAAACUCCCGUGCCCGCAGCUUCUCCGGCUAGCUCUCAUGCAUCCCCGGUUCCUUCUCCAUCUCCGAAGAUUCCUCCGACAAUCCCUGCGGCUUCUCCCAAAACCAGCCCGUCUGCUUCCCCGGUACAGUCUCCGGCAGCUUCUCCCAGAGCCAGCCCGUCUGCUUCUCCGGUACAGUCUCCGGCAGCGAGCGCUCCACUUUCUCCAGCGCCCACUCCGUCGUCCAGUGCGUCUGCACCGGUCCCAUCUCCUUCUCCGUCGGCCGAAUCCCCGGUGAAUGCUCCGGCAGUGUCACCGCCUACAUCAUCUCCAUCUGGAAGCCCGGCGAGUUCUCCAGUUCCGGCCACUGCAGAGGUUCCAUCCGCCGGUGCCAGUGUUCCUUCCACUUCUGCGACACCGGCAGAGUCGCCGGCCAUGUUCCCUUCGAGCAGCAGCCCGCCAAGUCGCUCACCGGCUGGGACGAGUUUGGCACCGGAAACUUCGCAAAGCCCAGUUGCUGAUGAAUCGAGUGCGACCUCCAUUCAUGGGGGCCUAAUUGUUCUUGCUGGGCUUGCUCUAUCGGCCGGUUUUGUCAUCUAAGAGUCUGUAGAAGUGUAGAACACGUAAUUUUUGUGGUUACCGGUUCCCUUUUUUUUUUUUUCCAGAUAUUUCCUGUAAUUGGUUUCCAGAGAUUAUUCACGUCAUAUAUA
Messenger RNA from Coffea eugenioides, 924 nucleotides. Its product is annotated as classical arabinogalactan protein 6-like. The coding region runs from base 110 to 814 and encodes 234 amino acids. NCBI's taxonomy places the organism in Eukaryota, Viridiplantae, Streptophyta, Magnoliopsida, Gentianales, Rubiaceae. The record is from RefSeq and is a predicted model, not a curated record. Gene Ontology annotation, biological process: negative regulation of apoptotic process. The transcript has a single exon.